UUCAUUUAUUUAGAUCGAUAUUCGAGAACGAGUAGUAGGAAGUCAGAGUGUUGAAGACUGCAAGUUUCCAAUGGUGUUGAAGAAGCAAAUAGUGUCUAAUCCAUUACGGAUAUCUGUACCUUCAAAUUCCUUAUGGGCGUUUGAUGUCUUCUUAAGUUGUGACCUUGAAGACAUUUUCUGCUUUCACUUGUUCGACAAAUUGCAGUCUAGAGGAAUUUGUACUUUCCAGGAUGACCAGGAAUGUGCAAGAAACACAAGACCUCUUGAAAUCUUUGGUGCAAUUGAAGAUUCGAGGUUUGCCAUUGUUGUUCUCUCACAAAACUAUGCUUCUUCUUCCCGGCGCCUGAAUGAACUUUCUAAAAUUCUCGAGUGCAUGAAAGAUAGGAACAGGAUUUUGCCCAUAUUUCAUGAUGUGAAUCUCUUCGACGUCCAAAAACAAAAAGGGACUAUUGAGAAAGCAUUUGAUGAGCACGAAGAAAUGUUUCGGGAUGACUUGGCUAAGGUUGAAGCCUGGAGAGAUGCUUUAACCAAUGUCUGCAAUUUUGCUGGAUGGACUUCAACUGACAGGAAUGAAGCACAAGUUGUAGAGGAGAUUGUGGAAGCACUCUGGAACAAACUGCAUCCGACAUCUACACACACCCCAGUCGCAUUCGCUAGCAUAAAUGUUAUUGAGGACAACCGUAAUGGUAGCGGCAAACAUCUGAUGCACAGUACAGAUGUGGCGGCUACUUCGGUAGAGUGGAACUUUUUGAUCACUAACCUUGGCCUAGAGAUUUUGUCAGCUGCAUUUGAUCAGGCUUCCUCCCCAAAUGUGGGAUUUCUCCUCUCCAACAUUUGGUUGGUUCAACACUAUGGAAGAAGUACCAUAAGAGUAACACAUACAACACCCACCUUGCUAGCUAGAUAGUUUUACAGCAAAGGAUGUUUCUUAUCAGACCGGUACUGGGUACAUCGCCGCUGUUAGUGAAGAGCUACCCGUCUUUCCGUUUCAUUAAGUUUUGUUUUUGUUUGUAAUGGAGUCUAGUAUUGACAGAACCCUACAGAAAUUUGAUCAUUACAGAAACUGUGCUGAGAGGAGUACGUUUGACAUCCUCAUGAAGUUUGUGAAUGUUAUAUUACUUGGCAAUUUAACUUGAAUAUCUGUUGCAUAUACAUAUCAGAACGAAUUCAAAUGGAUACCGAUGAUAUAUGUGAAUCAAUGAAGAUAUGCUGGGGUUUCCUUUCUGCAACUGCAAGGUCGAUGUACGUUUUCAAUUCUUAAACUUAAUUGAUGAUUUUAGAGCUCUUCAAAUCAUCCUCGUUUUGGCUAAAACUAAAAAAUUGGAUUGCCAAAUUCAGAGAAUUCUGUACUAAUUCACCGAUCACUCCAAAACCCCACUUGAGUAGUAUCUUUACCUCAACCUUAUUCAAUGACUCGAUACGGUUAAACAGGGUAAAGAUACGGUGCUAGUAUCUUUACCGUAUUUGAGUCUGAUACGUUAUACGAUCGGCCAAAAAUCGUAUUCGGUCAUGUCACGUUUUUUACUAGUGAAAGGUGCCAGGGAUCCAAUUGUGAGAGUAUAAAAAGUCAAAAAAGAUAAACAUCUCACUCAGCCGCCGCCGCCCUCUCCGUCAUGUAUCCUUCCGCCACCACCGUCA
Molecule: messenger RNA, 1638 nt
Organism: Argentina anserina (silverweed cinquefoil)
Lineage: Eukaryota; Viridiplantae; Streptophyta; Magnoliopsida; Rosales; Rosaceae
Product: TMV resistance protein N-like
Exons: 5
Coding region: 71-907 (278 amino acids)
Biological process (GO): signal transduction
Source: RefSeq, a predicted model, not a curated record